Messenger RNA from Porites lobata, 9349 nucleotides. The record is from the annotation of a GenBank genome assembly. NCBI's taxonomy places the organism in Eukaryota, Metazoa, Cnidaria, Anthozoa, Scleractinia, Poritidae.
AUGUUCCAGAUACAACGGCAGCAGUACGUGACGGUUUUUCUUUAGUCCAGGAAAGAUUCUGGGAUAACCAAACACGUGUACAAGUAGAGAUUAGUUUGCAAGUUGCUGUUGCUAUGGACAGCUAACAAUUAGUAAAAACUGUUUGAAUGCAGAGGUCCACGCAACUUGUAAAUAUAACUGACUGGUUCCUCUUGCCGAAUCUCUAAUUAAAGAGAUGCUGUAGCCAGACGUCAAUUAAAAUGUAAAGUAAAACAAAACUAAAUGCAGGGCUGGCAUUACGGCAAAGGACUGAUUUAUUAUAGGCCAAUAUUUCGGCUAACAAAAUUAGCCUUCCUCAGGGCCAGAGCUUUACCGCGAGAAAAUAUCUUUUAAGGGCUCUUAAAAUUUGAAUUUAAAAUUUUCAUAAUGCAUCAGUCAAUUCCACCUGCGCCCAGCCCCCCCGGGGCUGACUCCAGGGCAUUAGCAUUUUUUUUGCCUUGGAUGGCAAAUUCCCGGGGGUGGGGACUCGUGAGCUGUCAAAUCCCCCGGGGUGGGGACGAAAAAAGAGGGCAAAUGCCCCGUCCUCCGUCAACACUGCAACAUUUUUUUAUUGAUCGCACAGUCAAAUAGUGCCGUUUUAAGCAUUUUAAUGUGUGAUUUUUUGGUUUUAUUAACGUCUUCCUUUGUAAUAAUAGCGCGAGGAUUCUAAUUAAGACUUCGCGCAGCGACGACAUGCACCAGUUUAUGGUUUUAGUAUUGGUAUAAAAUUAUUGACAUUAAAAUUAAUAGAGCGCUGUAAAUUUAUAUAUUAAGAAUAGUUUUAUAAAUAUGAAAGGAUGUUCUUCAAAUAAUAUCAACAGAAAUUUGAUUCAAUAACCAAAAAACGUUGAUUCACAUCGAUAGCUCCAAUUUCGCUACGUAAUUCUGGCUUGAUAAGCAAUGAUGAGAAAAUGCAUACAUACAUGUAAAAUCGAGAACUUGCCGUUAUAACCCUCUACAAUUCAUUCCUGUCCUUGACAGAUGAGCCAAUCUGCUUUUCUUUCAGUAAAACCUUCUUUGUAGUUAUAUCCUGAUAGGAAACCGCGUGCGUGUCAAAAGCUCGGGAUUGGCCCGGGGGUUGGCAAAUGCCCGGCCCCCGGGCAGUGCAACAUUUGCAAAUGCCCCACCGCCGGGACUGACAAGGGGGGCAAAUGCCCCGCAGUUGCCGGGGGGGGGGGCUGGGCGCAGGUGGAAUUGAUUGAUGCCUAAGUAAAUUAGUGGUAGCUCGUGGUAGAGUGUGAUUUGGAGUCAGAAUACAGGGUCUGGACAGGAUCCCCUAACCUAGCUGGUCUGGAAUGGUUGUAUUCUAGGGAUCCGGGAUUUGACCGAAAUCUAGAGCGGGAUUCCGGAAAACGCAGCCUCGUCCCUAGGCGUUCUCGGCUCGGUCAAUCCUGGACUCUGCCGUGAGCUCUGACGUCACCGAGAGAGAGAACGCCUAGGGACUAGGCUGGGGAAAAGGCAAAAUUUGGAAGCCAAAUUCGCCAAAAUCUUGGCAUGGGAUGCGGUAUUUGGAAAGAAAACGUUAUUCGGCAGGGAGGUGACGGAAAUUUUGGUGAUAAAAUAACGGGAAUGCUAGUGUCCUUGGCAACCGCUCCGAGAUCUUGACUCCAGGGGCGUUGCGGGGCAUCAUGGGACAUCAAAUGUAGUUUCCAGUUCCUUCUGGGAGAAGAUCCAAGAUGGCGGCCCCAGGAGUUGUGUAGGAAAAUUUGUCUUUAUGAAGAUUUUCACAUCGAAUUUCUCCUUUUGUUCUCAAAUUGUGUUUAUCGACUCGUUUUUUAAUGCUAGUUUAACAGGUCAUGUUAUCGUUUUUUCUAAACAGGCGGCCCAAAACACAACGUGGCAAGCGUGCUUUGGAACAACGUGCUCCGAAGAAUGUCGAGAAUACAAAAACCGCGCUGUUUCUACGAGGGGGCAAGACUAGUGAACUUGUUACCCAGGCUAUGAAAGAUAUUGUAAGUAAAUAAAGAUACCAGGCUGUUGAGUAAACUUUGAUUUUCACGAGAUAUAUAAUUGCCGAUUACUUGUUGUCAAUCGUAUGCUCACUGAAAUGAAAACUCCUGAUAAGCUUACGUGUUUUGUAGACAUCUAAAAAUCCACAUCAAAGCCCAGUAAGGGUGUUCCGGAUUUCAAGUGACAGGGAUGAUCGAAUGGGUGCAAAAAUCAAAACCCAAAAACUAUCCGUAGGGCUUCCAACCCCCCCCCCCCCCCCCCCACCACCACCAAAAAUUUACCCCCUUACUUUAUUCGCAGAACUACGCAGCCGGGAUACGUCGGAACUACAGUGUACCAAGAAUCUUCAGAUUGUUUUGAAUACCCCAAAAAAUCCCUACUUAAGUCAAGCCACCAAAAAUGAUAUUUACAAAAUUUUCCCAGCCAAAAAACUCCCGGAAUCGAAAAUUUCAAACCCCAACAAAAUCCUUCGAUCAUUCCCACCACUUGAAAUCUGGAGUAUCCCCUUGGGCAUAAGAACAGACAUCAAAUUUUGCAUACUUCACCCUGGUUUUCUUACAUGAUGGUCUUCAUGAUAACAAUUUGUUGACGAAUCAACGCUGUCUUCGCUCUAUGAUCACUUGCUUCAUUCUCAUGGUGUGUAGCUUAUUUAAAUGUAAAUAAUUUGAUGAGAAAUUUGAUCUUGGUCAUACUGUAAGUGAUUUAAGGUUUAGCAGUUGUCAUUGUUUUGGGAUUUAUAGGAUUCCCUUAUCUCCUGGUUUUCUAAUUUGCAAUUUUUCAUUGCUCAUUUAUGGAUGUGAUAGUUGCCAUAUUUAAAGGCUUGUUUCCAAAGCGAACUUAACACGUGCACGAGAUAGAUCUUGCUAACAAUAAGACCUGGACAACCUAUUGCAAAGCGGCAAUAAUUCUGAAAUGCAGAGCAGAGAGAUUGAACCGUAAGGGAACAUACAAGAAAGAAAACAUGUUUGUUUGAGUUAAAUAGAAAUAUGUAUGUAAAAAAAGAAUGAGUUGAAUUGAAUUGAAUUAAAAAUGCCAAGACUUGCACCGAGAGAUCCAAAAUGUUCUCACUUCAUCAGUGUAGAAAGUGCAUGGAAAGCAUUCAUGUUGCUGGUGAUCUAGAAACAGUAUACAUGCAAAUAAAAAACCAUUUGGACUGUAUGAGCACCUUAUGUGCACAAGGGAAUAAUUUUAUGAAAGAACAAAGAAAUUAGGGUAAUGCGUCAACAUACGUGAUUGAAAUUAUUAAAAUUAAUAAACAUUGAUAUACAACCUUAGACAAAAUUGUUGGGACACUUUUAAAAUGGUCCUUAUUAUGGGAUAUCAAGGUCAAAAUUUCUGUGAUUUUGAAUUUCUGUGAAAGGGUAAUGGGGUGCAGUCAUGCUUUUUUCGAAUCCCCCAUAAUACACUCAGUUUGCCCCCCAAAUUUUGCAUAAACAUUUGUUUUCAAAUGUUUCUGAGAAUACGGCAUUUUCCCAAGAGCAUUUGAAGACCAUAACUUAUACAAAAUUUGUGGGGAAAACAGAGUGUAUUAUGGGCGAUUUGAAAAUAGAGAAUUGGGUUGUGUCAAAUAUCCCUGUGAAUAAUGACUGAGACUGCUGGUUGAUGAUGGUGAUUAUACCCCUUGUGAAGGCAAUUUACUUUGAUAAACAUUAUAACAAGAUAACUACGUAUUGAUUUUGGCUUUAAAAGAUGACUUCCACAUGUUUGUUGCUUCUAAUUCAAGACUUUAUCUUUUCCAGUGUUUGCUUAAGAAGCCCAAUGCAGUCAUGUUCCAGAGGUUAGUAGUUCAUAGCUACACACAUUCUAAAUUGUCUCAGCCCUUUUUUGCUUCAAUUUAUUUAUUUUUAAUGGAGAUAAAAAUAUUUUAAAGUUCAGACUGACUGUGAGUACUGUUCACUCAAAGUAGGAACAACUGCACACAGUAACUCAAAGUUGUCUGUAGUUUCCUAAAUGUAGCCGUACUUUUGAAACCAUGAUAAACAUUACAGGAGCAAUCCCUAUGUAAUUGGAAACUAGUCCAGCAACUUCAGUCUGAUAUACCCUUGAACCUCCAUCAAUGGUCAAAUCCCAUAAGCAGAAACCUGUGCCGGUAAAGUGAUGGGCAAAAUUAAAUAACAACAAUACAAUGUACAUUCUUAUCAAAAGAGUAAUACAUGAAUUAUAAAUAACUUGAAUUUAAUUUUAUGGCAACUGGUAUGACAAUACACUAAAUUCAGUGAAUUCUGUUUUCAUGCAGAAAAAAUAUAUUGAGGCCAUUUGAAGAUCACACCUCACUUGUAAGUAUUUAUGCCUUUUUCCAUGUCUUAAUCUGCCACUGAACCGAGAUGAAUGACUCACACAGGAACAUACUGAUCGUAAGACCAAUGCUAAACCGUAGACAGGGUAUAUCCUAACAUCACAUCAUUACCUGCUCCCCACGCCUAGGCACACUGGGAAUACUUUACUAAUUGCAAAAGGAGGGGGAAAAGGCAUAAGAAUUUUAUUUGGAGGCAAAUAUUUCCUAUCUGUACUUCUGUAUAUAGAAUGACUUUAACUUCUUUCAGGAAUUCUUCAGUGUUAGAAAUGAUGCUUCAUUAUUUAUCUUUGGGUCACAUUCCAAGAAAAGACCUCACAAUCUUGUUUUAGGUAUCUUUUUUCAUUCUUUGGAACACUUGACUCUCAUUCCUUGGAACACUUCAUGCUAUAAAAGUAAAAUACUGUCUUAUGUUCUUUGAUAGGCCGCUGCUUUGAUGGUCAUAUUUUAGACAUGAUUGAGUUAGGCAUUGACAAAUUUGUAUCAAUAAAGAAAAUAAAGGUAAGGUUAUCGUUAAAUAUUAAAUUGAGAAAAACUGUAAUAUUGUUAUAAUUUUUCAUGCUGGUACAAGAAUGUUUUUGAUCCCUGAUUAUAGCUGACAACGGACCAUACCUUAGUACUAAGUUUUCAGUUAAAUGCUAUACACUGCUUCACCCCAUAUAUUUUUUGUACUGCUGAUAUAGCUAGCCACUUAACAUAACAUAACAUAACAUAAAACUUUAUUUAUACUCGAAUUUUAGAGUAGCUAACAAUCUACAUGAAGGUAACGUGUUCAUUGUGGGUCACAAAUCUUAAGGUAAAUCAACUUUUGAGCCCUUUAAGGUGAUCAAACGGUUAAGUUCUAGAGCAUGCUGUUAGCACAAAAACCAACAUUCCCAGACUGGCACAGUAUUGUAAAUGUGGCUCAUAAAGUUAAUUAUUUUCCCCAUUUAGAAUGUCUGACAACAAAAUAGAGUGGAAAUAAACAACUCUACUCAAUGGAGAUCAUACUGAUCCUUACAAAUUACUGAUGCAUGUUCAUUUUAAUACACUACAAGAAUUUACCUACUCAGCAUUUACGUUAGCAUAACAAUCAUCGAUGUUCGGUGCUUGCAAGUUUUUCUUUACUAGCCCUCAAAACACAGCAUGGUUAACUUAUCAGUAUUUUAAAAGCCAAAUUUGUUAUCAAAUGAAAUCUUUUCUGUAUGUUUCUUUCAGACACUCAAGUGUUCAUUUGGUACAAAACCUUGUUUAUUAUUUUCUGGACAAGAAUUUGAAAAUGAUGCAGUUUACAAAAGAUUAAAAAAUAUCCUCAUAGGUGGGUAUGAGUGAAACUGCAGUGUAUUUAUUUAUUCACAAUCUUGUUGUUAGGGUCCUAGUCUUAGAAUAACAAUGUCUGCAUUUCCUUUCUACCUUUUUUCUGGUAAAAAGGUAAAUAAUAAUAAUAAUAAUAAUACAUUUUAUUUAAAGAGGGUAGCACGGAAUAGUUACAGAAACUACAGUAGUAAACUUGUGGCCCUCUAUCUAAAUUAAAAUUACAAAAAGCAUAAGAUUCAGAAUAAAAUCUAAGUACAAAAUAAAUAAAACUAAGGAAAUAUAAAAGUUCUACAUCAAUGUGAAUGAGUAUUAGAGCUAAUGAUACGGCCAGUGAAAUACAUACAAGAAUAUGAUUAAACUAUGAAAUGGUGUUCCUGCUGCUCUAAAGGCGCACACAAUCCAAAGGCCCAAAUGGCUGAGGCUUAUAGCAGUUUCCUUAGCAUAAAGCUUGCAUAGGAGUACUGCUUCUUCCCCCUGGAUGGGAUGCUAAUCCAUCGCGAGGUUACCUCCCAGCAGUAUGUCAGCGAGAGACAAAGUGGGGUAAAGUUGCUUGUCUAGCGAAAUAGCAUGACGAGCGAGGCUUAAAGCCAGACCUCCAGAUCCAGAGUUCAAGGUGUUAACCUCUUGGCCACACAAGCCUCCGCAACUUUUUCUGGGAUUGGAAUCUGUUUGCAUGAUGGAGGGGUGCCAUGGCUACUUGAGCUUCUCUUGAAAAGCCAACUUUUCAUUCCUUUCUUUAAUAACAUAAUGCACUAAAGCAUUUACAAAAUAACUUAGGCUGGAUUAGGAUAACUUACCUGCCCACAGUACCAUACAUGAAUGUACAGGGUGUAUUUUCCCUAGGCACACAUCCUUUUAAUGGCCUAUCUAGCUGACAUAAAUACCAUGAAAACCCUGGGCACAAACUGACAGCUCAAAAAUUCUUGGCCAGCUGCAUAUAGCUGUCGUACAAUUGUCUUUAAGUAAGGUUGUAAAAUUGCUUUAACGUUGUAUUCCUGUACCUUACAGAUUUUUUCAGAGGGCCAAUGAUUGAGAAAGUGCGGUUACAGGGACUGGAGCAUGUUCUUCAGUUUACUGCUGUUGAUGGAAAAAUUUACAUGAGAAGCUACAGGUAAAGUUUAAAGAUGACAAAGAUAACUCAUUAUCAGGACUGUGAUGUAAUUUAAUGGUUUCGUAGGUUUAAACAGCAGAGGCGCAUGGUAUCUCAUGGACUAGUACAAGUGAUCAGAGAGCAACAUUCAACAAAUUGAUUUAGAUGUGGCAGAAGUAGUUUUUAAGCAAAGUGCAAAAUUUUCAAUCUAACAUGAUUGCUAUUCUGCUCUAUGCAUGGCUCGGAGACCUGGCACAUGAACUUCCAACAUAUGUGUUGUGGAAGGGUCUUUAAGAUCUACUGGCCAAUGACUGAAGGUGAUAAAUUAAGUAGUAAGAUGAAAGGCAAAAACACUGCAAAUCAGCACCCAAGUGAAAAGGAGAUGGCAACAGUGGAUUGGUUAUGAGGGAGAUACAAGGAGACAUAGAGAGGAGCAGAAGAGUAAGAACUAACUAACUGGAUUGGGGUCCAAGGCUAGGGCUUCCUCAAUCAAUGCGCAGGACAUAGACCAUUAAAAAAUGCUUUGCUCCCUUACUUCCCACAUGAUGAUGAUGAUGAUACAUUAAGUGGUUGUUAUUUUCCUCAGGGAUAAUAGAGUGAGUGAGAUAUGAGUAUAGUACGGUGGCCCAUAGAGGACACGCUACCUACAUUUUUAUAUCGCGCAAUAAAAAAACAGUUUAUCGCGCGAUAAAUCCAAAUUAUCGCGCGAUAAAUGCCAAUUAUCGCGCGAUAAAAUGAAAAUUAUCGUGUGAUAAAUCUAAAAUAUGGCGCGAUAAAUUGAGAAUUAUCAUUGCGCGAUAAUUUGCAUUUAUUGCGCAAUAAUUCUCAAUUUAUUGCGUGAUAUUUUCAAUUUAUCGCGCGAUAAAUUAUUGUGCGAUAAACUGUUUUUUUAUCACGCGAUAUAAAACUAUAGGUAGCGUGUCCUCCAUGGGCCACCAUAGUAUAGGGAGAGGUAAAAUCUCUCUUUGUUGGUGCCAAUUCCAACACACACUUGCAUAAUAAUGGUGCUUGAACUAUCCUGAGGAAAAAAGGGACUACAGUCGAACCCCGCUAUUUCGAAGUCCCAAGGGAAAUGGAAAAAAGUUCGAAAUAGCGGGGUUUCAAAAUAACCGGGGAAGCGUAAAAUUCAUAAAAAUGAAUCAUUUUUUAAUAAAAUACAGUACAGCAUGAAGAAAGGCACUGAUUAAAUAAAAAUACAAUGUCGAAUGAUCAGAAUAGAGACAGCAGAGUUCAUACAUGAGUAUUUCGGCCGGAAGAACAGUUCACUAACAGUGCGUUUUGGUUUUGUAAUUGAAUAAAUAACGCAGCUGGAAUUUCUUAGCGGGACACUGCACGUGAGUCAAGCAUUGUUAAGUCAUUAAUUACGUAUCACGAGCUUAAAUAAAAUGCAAUACGUUUCCAGCUGUGCUCUUAUGUUCGUACUCUGUUUUUGACAAGUUCGAAACUAACUGGGGUUGAUUUAAGGUGUAGGGAAAGAACGAUGAGUUCGAAAUAGCGGGGAAUUCGAAAUAACCGAGUUCGAAAUAGCUGAUAGUAAAUGACUGAAAACAUAAGGGUAAAUCCAAAAGAAUUCGAUAUUCCUUCGAAAUAGCGGGGACUUCGAAUUAACCGAGUUCGAAAUAGCGUUAAGUAAUUUUUGUUUCAUUUCAGAGUGUUAUUAAAGAAAUCAGGAAGUCGAACACCAAGAGUUGAGCUUGAAGAAAUGGGGCCUUCCCUUGACUUUGUUAUGAGAAGAACACAUCUUGCAUCAGAUGACUUAAUGAAGGCAGCCACAAAGGUGCCAAAAGCCGUCAAGGUAAUAAUAUGAACAGUUUAUUAUUAUUUAUAAGAGCCAUCCAAUGGGUAAAUCACUGUCCAGUGGAUAAGUAUUAGGAAAAUAAAUAUUGCAAAAUCCACAGGAUAGAGAUUUAUCCACCUUUUCAACAACUGAUGCCUGAGGAUUAAAGACGUUUAAUUUUGAGGGAAAAGUGGACAUACUUUUCUACUUAAAACUGUUAAAGCUAGAAAUGGACCUCUAACAGCCCAUGUAAUGGCAAAUUUUAUAAGAAGAAUGCCAAGAUAAGUGGGAAUGUAGUUGUUUAGUAAUAAGGAAGAGAGUGAAGAUAACCCAAACAGCUGAAAUAAACAGUUGUUAUGUAUGAAUUAGACAUUUUCAAUUUUAAUGGUAGUUAAUUGAAUGACUCAAAUCAGCUGGGUUAAACUAAUAUUGUUAUAGUUGGUAAAUAUUUGCCUAGUGUUUGGCCCCUUAUCUAACCCUUUUUAUUGGCUAAUUCACAUAACAUUUUCAAGAAUGUUUUGGCAAAUUGCUGUUGUUGUUAAUUGACAAACAAUGAAAAUGCACAGUUAAGUUUUUCAUUGCUAUUAAACCUUUCAAAAUUGGUGACAGAGGCUUUUAAAUUGUGAUCAUGGUUUCAAAAAUUAUUAAAUACAACAAUACAGUGUAGUUGAAACAGAAUACUAAUUAUUUACUGCAUUCAUGUAAUAACACAGAAGUUCCAUAUUUUUGAUACAAGUGUUGUAUUUUGUAGCCUAAGAAAGUGAAGAAUGUUUCAUAUGACUCGUUUGGAACCAAGGAAGGAAAAGUUCACAUGAAAAGGCAGGACUACGCUAAACUUCAGACCAGGAAGAUGAAAGGACUUAAGAGAAAAUCUGACACAUCUGAAACACAUGGAACAAAAAAUAAAGUGAAGAAAAAGAACUAG